Molecule: messenger RNA, 444 nt
Organism: Acanthisitta chloris (rifleman)
Lineage: Eukaryota; Metazoa; Chordata; Aves; Passeriformes; Acanthisittidae
Gene: PLA2G1B
Product: phospholipase A2, group IB (pancreas)
Exons: 4
Coding region: 1-444 (147 amino acids)
Biological process (GO): arachidonate secretion; lipid catabolic process; phospholipid metabolic process
Molecular function (GO): phospholipid binding; calcium ion binding; signaling receptor binding
Source: RefSeq, a predicted model, not a curated record
AUGAAGUUCCUGGCCCUGCUUUUCCUGCUGUCUGUGAGUGCAGCCAGUGCCAGCGGCUCGUCCCGGGCCCUGUGGCUGUUCCGCAGCAUGAUCAAGUGCACCCUGCCAGCCAGCCACCCACUGCUGGACUUCGCUGACUACGGCUGCUACUGCGGCUUGGGAGGCAGUGGGACACCUGUGGACGAGCUUGACAGGUGCUGCCAAGUACAUGAUAACUGCUAUUCACAGGCAAAGAAAAUGGAAUCGUGCAGAUUCCUCCUGGACAACCCCUACACUAAGCCGUACAGCUUCAGCUGCUCCAACGGGGAGAUUACAUGUAGCAGCAAGAACAAGGAGUGCGCCGAGUUCAUCUGCAACUGCGACCGCGCCGCGGCCAUGUGCUUCGCCAAGGCUCCCUACAACCCCGAGCACAGGAAGCUGGACACCGACAAGUACUGCAAGUAG